Messenger RNA from Cladocopium goreaui, 1182 nucleotides. NCBI's taxonomy places the organism in Eukaryota, Dinophyceae, Suessiales, Symbiodiniaceae. The record is from the annotation of a GenBank genome assembly.
AUGGCCGCUUCGGGCGCUGUGCCCAGCGUGUGUCGCUGUUUCUGCGGCAAUGCCUGGCAGGACGAGGAGGACCGUGGCUUCAACACGGUCUCGGUGGGCAUCGGCUCCAUCAGUUCGCUGGACGUGCCGGAUGAGAUGCCGGAGGUCAUGGGGAUGCUGUCUUACAGCACAGAGAUGGACCAGCCGCUUCGAGGCAAGCCCAUCCGGGAAGGCGAGCUGUGGCAACUCUCUACCGAGGAGGCGAUACAAAGAGUCCGCCUCUCGUUGUACGUUAAUGGACUGUUCAUCUCGGGCGACACAAAACAGGUCUCCGUGCUUUUUUCGCCCUUCACCGUGGUGCGCAACUGCAAGUUUCAGGCCAACACCUGCGACAUCCAGGAAUUCAGUCUGUUCAAGAUCUUCAAGGUGCAACUCUACAUCUUGAGUCGCUGUUACUACUUCGGCGUCCGGGGCGAAGCUUCCAUAGGCGAAGAGGAACGUGCCUCCUGGGUCUGCGACAUCUCCACCACGGUGCGCUUGGUGACGCAGAGUCUCUUCCCGCCCUUUCGGAUUCUGUGCGAUCCCUUGCCCUUUCGCGAGCAGACGCACCGGCGGCUGCUGGCCGGAUAUUUGCUCCACAGUGAUGGACCCUACAUGGUCUCGGUGCUCUACUGUGAGCUGCAAGCGCAUCAAGGGGAUCAGGCCCUGCUGGUGCUCUACGAGAACGAGAGCUGUGAGGUGGCCUUGAACAGCGUGGUGCUGAACGUGGACGCCAUCGUGGCGGAGAAGGUGGGCAUCAAUUGCAGCUGCUUCACGGUGGAGAAGCAUGACUUCAGUUCGCGCACCUUAUCCGAGAGGAAGCUAUGGCUCCGGGCCAUCUCCAACAUCAAGGUGAAGUUGGCCAACGCUGCACCCUCCCCCAGCGCCUGUGAGCUGCGGUACUUCCGAGAGGCCAUCAAGGAACAUCUGGACGAGAUCCGCGCUACUUUGCAAUGCAAGGUGCGAACGGAUGCCUUGCUGCCUCCAAGUCCAAACAACACCUUCCAGUCCGAGCUCACCCCCUUCGCGGCGGGGCUCUGGGCGCAAGUGGAAAGUGAUCGAUCGAAGUCUGCGGCGCUGGUCACGGUCAAGGAACCGGACAGCCACAGCCCGGACAACGAUGCCAAUGGCGACGUUCCGCCUGAGAUGAACGAAGGUCUUUGA